CUGAGGCCUACGAAAAUUGAAAAGAAGAAGUAGUACACAAAUAAAGGUUAUGUUGUUUUGUUUAUUUUCAAAUUCUCAUAAAAUUAUCUAAAAAUUGUUAAUUUUACUAUAUUAUGUCGCUAUUUCCAGCUUACGCUGAGCAAUCUAAUUUAAAAGAAUCCAAACCCCAAUCUUCCACUAACGCAGAAUGGUUGGAAAAUUCUAGUUUUCAUGUGAAUUUGGUAAAUGUACAAAACGAAAAUAUUUCUGAAGAAAAAACAUCUCAAGAUGAAUUGCAAGUACCGAGCACCUCGAAAAAGCGUAAAAAGAAACGUAAACGCAGCGAUUCAAAAAAGAAAAAAACCGAUUCUGAUUUAAGUGUUGAAAAAAAUGAAUAUUAUAAAAUUGAACUUUUAGGUGCUAGGGAGUUACUUACGGUACCUUUUAUUUCGCGCCCUUCGGCGCCAAUUUAUAAAAUAAAAUACUGGAUACGUGAUUUAAAAAAUCCGAAAAGUUUUUUUAAGAGUUCAUUUAAACGUUACCAUAAGUAUGUAAAUUUUAAGGCCAAACCUGAAAAAGAAACCGCAAUAACUUUGGAGAAUUUAAAUAAAAUCGGUUUCGCUCCUAGGGAUGAACAAUUUUUAGGUUUUAAGCAAGAGGAAGAGUUAACUGAAAAGACUGCAUUCUAUAAUAGUCAUUUAGGUGAAAAUCCGACCGACAUUAAAGUUUGGUUAGAGUAUAUUCAUUUUCAAGAUGUCGUGCAUCAGUUUGAGAAAACUUACAGGAAAGGGAGCAUGGCUAAAGCUCAGAGAGUGUUGGCUGAGAGAAAAUUAUCUAUUCUUGAGAAAGCUUUAUCAUUAAAUCAUAAUAAUAGUGAAGUGUUGCAGAGAGAGAGAUUGACUAUUGCUGUGACAACAUUUCCUUCUGAUGAACUGCAGUCCUAUUUGAAAGAUUUAGUCGAAAAAGACAAAGGCAACAUAAUCCUCUGGCAAGGCUACAUCGAAGCGACCCAGUGUUCAAUGUCCCACUGCAACACACCCGCAGUCCUAACCCUGUACACCAAAUGUCUCUCGACUCUUCACCAACUAAGACGCGCCACCUCACUUGAACGCCACAUUCUAGAGGAAUCGAUUUUGAAAAUGCUGUACCAGUGCGGGUUGUUCUUGAAGCAAGCCGGUUUGUUUGAACAACUUUGGACGCUUUUACGUCUGUAUUUGGAGUUAAAUUUGUCUCCAAAUGAUAAAAAUCGAUUUAACAUUAUCUGCGAAUUCAAAGAGACGCAGCUUGUCGAACUGGAAGAGGUUAUUUUAACGUCUAAUUUACCCUUGCACGAAUUGUGGUUGAGGACAGAGAAAUUACGGGAGUCUUGCCAUUGGUUGCCAUACUUGGAUGACGAUAAGUGCGAAGAUCCGCAAAGGAUGGUGUUCACAGAUGACGUAGCGGAAUUAAUACAUCCGGUAACGAUGCCGGAAAAUAUAUUCAAAUUAACGGCUACCGUAUUUUCUCUGUUGAAAAUUCCUUUGCUGCCUUGCAGGCAUACAACGAUGGGAGGGCUGGGGCUGGAUUACGUGCCUUGGAACGUCGAUUCCGUGGAGCCUUUGUUAGCUAUGUUUUUGCCGUUAUAUCCCGUGGAAAUGUCUAAAAAUUUGUGGAACGAUACCAAGCUGGCCGUGGGACCGCAAUAUUUGAAAAAAAUACCUGGGCACGAGGAAUAUUUGGAUUUCAUAUUGAAAUUGAUGGAAAGCAGCGCUAAUUGUUUGAUAGGUGUCGAUAAAAUCGCCGUAACCGUCUGGUUCUUUCGCUUCCAACGGCUACUGAUAAUAUUAGAUAAAAUCGAAUUGUUCAAUAUGACGGACAAGCUGAAAAAACGAGUCAAAAAAACGUUCAAAGAAUUCUUGAAGCUCGAAAACAACCGGCAAAACGAAAUAUACUAUUUGGAAUACGCUUUGGUCGAAUACGAAUUCGGUAACAUUGAGAGUUGCUUCAAUAUUAUCAACAUGGCUAUCAAAUUCAACGAAAAAUCCGAUAUAACGGCGGUGAUGCCGUCCGAUUCCCAAAAGAAUUGGUGUUACCUACAUAAACAACUGGUUCAAUUGCGAAUUAAAACAGGUACAGACGUGCCUGCUAUAGUUAAGAUACUGUGCAAAAUGACGCUACAAACAGAUGAGUUGGAAUUAACUGAAGAUGUAUUGCUAGCGGCCGAAACUAAGUUUACAACGAUUACUCGGCAGUUAUUAGAAAGCAAACUGGAAAAAAUGACUUGCGUCGAACAUUUUUUGCCAAAUUUUUUUACGGAUUGGAUCAUCUGCCACGGAUGGUUUUCGUAUUUAACUAAACGACCAGAAGAAUGUUUUACGUUUCUCGCCGACGUUCUGCAAGAGUUAGAGAAUUCCGCUACGGAAAUCCAUUGGCAAAAGGAGGUGCUCUAUGAAUUCUACGUGGCGGUGCUGUUCAAACACGCCAGCGAAGUGCCUGCCAGCGGUAUAAUCAAGUUGUUGGACUCUGUGCUUUACAUGGCUCUCGAAAAAUAUCCAAACAAUGUCUUCAUGUUGUCGGUGCUCGAAAGACAGCAGACGACCGCUAACUGUUUGGGCUUGAGAUGGUGGCGCGUGCAAAAUUUGUUACUCAAAGGGGACCGAGCAUUGUCAUCGCUGUUUGCCGUUAUUAUCGUGAGACAGCAGAUAGAGACGGUCCGUGAGAUGGUCUGCGAUACUGUGACGGGAGAGAAAUACGAUAUUAUACCCAGUUUGAAGAAUCAGAUGCUGUCUUUAUUUAAAAAAAUCACUUCAGGUACGAAUAGUAGAAAGUGCGGUUUAAUUUGGAGGUUAUACUUGCAAUUCGUUUAUACGUACUUUUCUCCAGAAAUUUGCCGCAACGUUUACUAUUCAGCGGUGGAGGAAUGUCCUUGGUUGAAGGCUUUGUAUUUGGACGCUGCCAUUUAUAUACCGGCCGAAUUGGCCCAAAUUCAAGAUUUGAUUAUCGAGAAACAGCUGAGAUUACACGUUACGCCGGAAGAACUGGACGUUUUGAGGAGUUAAAAAAAACUGUGAUAUUUUUAAGUUAGUUAAAUAUUAUAAGUUUAAAAUAAUCAAAUUGAUGAUAUAAUUAUGUUGAAAAUUAAAUUAAAAAACGUUUGCUAUCA
Psylliodes chrysocephalus is the source of this 3121-nucleotide messenger RNA. NCBI's taxonomy places the organism in Eukaryota, Metazoa, Arthropoda, Insecta, Coleoptera, Chrysomelidae. The record is from the annotation of a GenBank genome assembly.